Daldinia vernicosa is the source of this 1605-nucleotide messenger RNA. Its product is annotated as cysteine proteinase. The transcript is spliced from 4 exons. Gene Ontology annotation, molecular function: calcium-dependent cysteine-type endopeptidase activity. The coding region runs from base 1 to 1605 and encodes 534 amino acids. Gene Ontology annotation, biological process: proteolysis. Gene Ontology annotation, cellular component: cytoplasm. NCBI's taxonomy places the organism in Eukaryota, Fungi, Ascomycota, Sordariomycetes, Xylariales, Hypoxylaceae. The record is from RefSeq and is a predicted model, not a curated record.
AUGGUUACCUCUGGAUCUCCUUCCGAAUCUCCCCGUGGAGCUCCCAGCAACAUUGAUGCUUUUGCUCUGUUUGAGGCUCUUACGGGCCACAAAAUCGACCGGCGCUCUAUUCCUUCUAGGACUAUGUCCGAGGACUACGAGGUCCUCGGCAACGAUGGGGAUGACCGCCCUCCCCUCGGCCAGGAGCCUUCUCCCGAUGAGCCUCCCAAGGACGUGUUCAUCGGCGCCAUCAACCCGUAUGCCCUGGUUGAGGCCAUGAUCGGCCAUCGAUUGGACCGUCGUGCUCUUUCCACCGCGCGUAUCCUCGCGGAUGUUCUGCAGACCGAUUACGAGGAGCUCUUCGACAUGAAGCACGACUCGGUGCUCUUUGCUGGCCUCAAGCUCAACGAAGACAACCGCCAGGCCGAGGAGAUCCCCGAGAAAGAGAUACAGAUCCUCGAGGAGCGCGACCUUGUCACUCCCGACUUGUCCCGCGUCAAGAAGCUCGACGACCUCGAGAAGAUCGGCCUGAAGGAGCUCGGUGAUGUCCGCAUCAAGAUAGCCCAUAUGCAGAAUGGCAAGCUCCGUCUUGUCCUCGAUGGCCAAUCUCUCGGCAAGACUGUCAGUAACCGCGAGGUUACAGAGACCAUCAACGAUCUUGCCCUUCCCUUCCGCCACGGAAAGGAAAACCAACCGUGGUCUCCCCCUAACGGCUCCUGGCGCGAUAUGAACGACAUUCUCUCCCGAGGUUUCCCGCGUCGCCCCAUGAUGGACGGUCCACCCUUCGCCAUGCACGGCGGCCUCCACCAAUUCCGGGAGCAAUACCAACACCGCUUCGACGACCCGACCCAGGGAGCUUCGAGCGACAGCUGGCUAAUCGCAGCCAUCUUCUCCGUGUUCUGGGCGAACCCGGCCAUGAUCAACCGAUCCACGCGGAUGACGAUGACCGGGCCUAUGGACCGCGCCCGCCGCACCCUGAGCGUCCGCUUCCACGACAAGGGCGGUCGUAACAACGCCGACACAGACACCGUCGAGGUCGACUACAUGAUCCCCGUCAACAACUCGACCGACAUGCCCAUCUACGCGCGCUCCAGCGACGGCUGCGAGGCUUGGCCCGCGCUCUACGAGAAGGCCUUCAUCAAGUGGAUGACGCGCACCGAAGACCGCAGUCGUGUCGACAUGACACAGGCACACAACGGCGACCCAAUCAAGGCCAUGGCCCAAAUCAACGGCCGCGAGCCCCGUUAUUACUUCACCGACCGCCACUCCGGGCCUGAGCUCGUGGGCAUUGUGCGCUCGUGCAGCGUGAACAGGCGCACGAUUAGUCCUAUGGCUGCGUGGACGCACGCCACGGGAGACAUGUUCCGCGGAAGCAAUCUGGUUGCUAACCAUGCGUACUCGGUCCUGGGCUGGGUCAGCGAGGGCCAGGAGAAUAACCAAUACAUCAUUAUUAGGAACCCGUGGGGCGUCACCGAACCUCGCGGCCUAACCUCGUACCCCGGCCUUCUUGACCGCGUCGAGCCCGAAUUCUGGCCACCGGCGGCUCUCCUUGACCGCGAUGGUGUUUUCAGCGUCGAGGUUCAGGCUUUUAAGAAGUACUUCGCCUGCAUCGGCGUUGCCAAAUAA